AUGCUGCUCCGAUUCUCUAUAUUCCUAAUUUUUAUUCUACUCCUCAUUGUUGAAACGGAUGCUCAAACAUGCGGAAAAAGAAAGAAAGUCGUCCCUCAAAUGAUCAAAUGGGCGAAAGAAGGCGAUGAAGACCCGCUAUCGUUGGGCAAGAUCUUAAUGGGGAAGGGGCGUGAAGGGAAGCCGCUUGGAAAUGGGAACGACGGCGGGAACCCU
This is a messenger RNA of Mesorhabditis spiculigera, 213 nucleotides long. The record is from the annotation of a GenBank genome assembly. NCBI's taxonomy places the organism in Eukaryota, Metazoa, Nematoda, Chromadorea, Rhabditida, Rhabditidae.